Paramormyrops kingsleyae is the source of this 2325-nucleotide messenger RNA. RefSeq names its product solute carrier family 10 member 4 (gene slc10a4). Gene Ontology annotation, biological process: bile acid and bile salt transport. Gene Ontology annotation, cellular component: membrane. Gene Ontology annotation, molecular function: bile acid:sodium symporter activity. NCBI's taxonomy places the organism in Eukaryota, Metazoa, Chordata, Actinopteri, Osteoglossiformes, Mormyridae. The record is from RefSeq and is a predicted model, not a curated record.
CGUUCGGGUCGGCUGGCACUUAGGGCGGACCAAUCAGCAUGAUUGGAAAACCAGCCUUCUUGACGGAAUCGGUUUAUAGCACAGACCACCCCUUUGAUGCCCACACAUUCUCUAAAUAAGCCUCGGUCCUCCUUCAGCCAUUGGCGACAAGAAACUGUGACGAUGCACCGCUAGGGGACCCGAUCGCUGCGCUCGGACCAACAGGGGACACAUACCCCACAUUAUCUGAUAAACUCUCUAGGGAGCUUUCUCAGGUAACACAAUGGAAAAUCUAAACGUUGCAGACAAUGAAACUUUUUUGCCGGUGAAUAUAACUCCCUUUUCUAACUUAACCGAAAAUGAGGAGAACAUCACGCAAGCUUCUAACAGGUUUUCCGAAGACAUUGUCAGCGCUGGAUUACAAGUCACCAGUGAUCCGAUAUCACUGAUGACCAGCGCUUUGAAAAAUACCGCCCCAGUGCACUUUCUUGGAGAUCACCCUCCUGUCACCUAUGCCACCGACAAACUUGUUGUUGCGUUUUGGGACUCUCCGCUAAGCCACGGUAUCAAUGUAUUUGUGGGGAUAGUUUUUUGCUUUACGAUGCUCGGCUUGGGCUGCACCGUUGAAAUCAGCCAGCUCGGGGAACACAUCCGCAGGCCUAUCGGAGUGCUGUUGGCUCUUGUGUGCCAGUUCGCCAUCAUGCCCCUGGUGGCGUUCCUCUUGGCCCUAGCCUUUUCACUGGACGAUGUAGCAGCUAUCGCAGUGCUACUGUGUGGUUGCUGCCCCGGCGGGAACCUGUCCAACAUUUUGACUCUCCUGGUUAACGGAGAGAUGAACUUGAGCGUCAUCAUGACCAUUUCUUCCACCCUGCUGGCGCUGGUGCUCAUGCCGCUCUGCCUGUGGUUGUACAGCCGCGCCUGGAUCAACACCCCAGUUGUGAACCUCUUGCCUUUUGGAGCGAUCAUCCUUACUCUGUGCAGCACGUUAAUCCCCAUCAGUUGUGGCGUGGCUCUCAGAUACCGCUACACACGGAUCGCUGACAUAAUCUUAAAGAUCUCACUGUGGUCCUUGCUGGUGACCCUGGUGAUGCUGUUCUUCAUGACGGGUGCCAUGCUGGGCCCUGAGCUUAUAUCUAAGAUUCCACCCUCUGUGUACCUGGUGGCGGUGCUCAUGCCACUUUCUGGCUAUGCGGGAGGCUAUGGCCUGGCUGCGCUGCUCGACCUACCUCCUAACAGCCGCCGGACUGUCUCCCUGGAAACGGGCUGCCAGAAUGUACAGCUCUGUACUGCCAUCCUCAAACUGGCCUUUCCGCCUGACCUGAUGGGCGGAAUGUACAUGUUCCCACUCCUCUACGCGCUCUUCCAGGCAGCCGAAGCUGCCGUCUUCAUACUGGUCUACAGGAUUUACCGGAGAGAAGUCCUUCACAAACAAGAAUUUCCGGAGGAUGGCGAUGAUACGAACAUCACAUAUAAGACACUGAGAGAAGAGGAAAAUGGUUUUGAUACUGCUUAUGGAGCAGUGACAGUGAGCGACCCAAAUUCUAUCAUGAUGGAACCCCAGCCAACCCCGGCUGAGGUUUAACAUCAAUCACACCAAUAACAUCACUAGCAUCUUUUGAGCACAUAUGGAGUCAACAUGUACAUUGCUGUUGUAUAACCCACAAUGCCCAUGCAUACAUUUACCAUUUGCAUGGCAAAAGAUGCGUUUAUUAGCAUAAUGCCCAUAGGAACAUCAGCUUUGUGAUGAAUGGUAUAAAAGUAACGGCUGGAAUAUUAUUAUUAAGAAAGUGCUGCAGCCAUAUUAUUUCAACAGUCAUCCCUCUUACGGUGCACCAGUAACUUCCAGUAUUCAUAAUUUUCUACGAAUGGGCAUAAAGCAAAUUAAGUAAUAUUUGUUGAAAUGUAUAUUCAAAAAAUGUAUAUUUAAACUAGCCUCAACUAUCAUAAGGUUAUAUUUUGAAAAACAAACAAUGUGAAGGUGAACAAACAUGCUUGAAGUUGUGUGUAAAAACUGGCUGCUGGGUGUGGAAGCUGGCAUCACUAAAGUGUAAGGAAAGUUCUGUAUUCAUACAGAUCACAAUUGGUCUGAGACUGUGGUGAUUUACUGUGACACCCAGCGGACUCUGGAUUCAUAAGCCACCAAUGGUAAGCUCUGCUGAGCAGAGCAUAGAGAGUGUUGGACAGCCAGCAUCCAGGACAAAUGCAGAACUUACGUUUUGAUUUCUCAGGGCCACAUCGGCUGUGUCCCACUGACCUUCAAAUGUCAGACAGCAAAAUCCUCAACAAAUCCAAAUAUUUGUGUAACAUGCAUUAACAUAUAAUUUAAUAAACAUACAUUAAAAACAA